UGUGUCUCCCGCUCCGUCCCCUCCCCGCUCUCAGGUCACAAGCACCCUUGGAACCCAGAGGACCGCACUGUGAAGGUGACCCCCCUGGGAGGACGAUGGCCGGCGCCCGCCUCGCCUGGACCCACAUCCCUGCUGUCGCUCUGUGGCUCCUGUGCUCGCUCGGCCUCCAGGCAGGGUCCCGGAUCCCCAAGACCGGGCCAGGCAUAAACUUGAAGGUACAGCCCCAGGAACCCAUGGUGCUGAAGGAUGUGGACAGCACAGAUUGGCACCUACUGCAGGGUGACACAGACAUCAGAGUAGAGAGGAGAGAUCCGGACCACGUGGAAUUCUGGGGACUCAAGGAAGGCACCUACCUGUUCCAGGUGACAGUGAAUGGCUCAGACCAGCCAGAGAACACAGCCAACAUUACAGUCACUGUGCUGUCUGCCAAGCAGACAGAAGACUAUUGCCUCGCAUCCAAUAAGGUGGGCCGCUGCCGAGGUUCCUUCCCCCGCUGGUAUUAUGACCCCAAAGAACAGAUCUGCAAGCGUUUUGUUUAUGGAGGUUGCUUGGGCAAUAAGAACAACUAUCUUCGGGAAGAAGAAUGCAUGCUAGCCUGCCGAGAUGUGCAAGGACCCUUGAUGAAAAGGCACCAUCCAGUGUGCUCUGGCAUCUGUCACUCCACCCAGUUCCGCUGCAGUAAUGGCUGCUGCAUCGACAGCUUCCUGGAAUGUGACAACACUCCCGACUGCCCUGAUGCCUCGGACGAAGUCACCUGUGAAAAGUACACCAAUGGCUUUGAUGAGUUCCAGAGCAUCCCUUUCCCCAGUGACAAAGUGCACUGCGUGGACCUGCCAGACACGGGACUCUGCCAGGAGAGCAUCCCACGCUGGUACUACAACCCCUUCAGUGAACGCUGUGCACGCUUCACCUAUGGCGGUUGUGAUGGCAACAGGAACAACUUCGAGGAAGAGCAGGAGUGUCUCGAGUCCUGUCGUGGCAUCUCCAAGAAGGAUGUGUUUGGUCUGCGGCGAGAAAGCUCCAUUCCCAAUGCAGGCUCUGUGGAGGUAGCCAUUGCAGUACUUCUGGCCACCUGCAUUGUGGUGGUGGUAGCCAUCCUGGGUUACUGCUUCUUCAAGAACCAGAAAAAGGGCUUCCGCAGACACCACCGCCACCACCACCCACCCUCCACCCCUGCCAGCUCCACCGUCUCCACCACUGAGGACACGGAGCACCUGGUCUAUAAUCACACAACCCGACCCCUCUGAGCCUGGGGCUCUCGCUAGCUCUCACCUGCUCUCACCUGGCCCUGAUUUCUGUUUGUCGAGACAGGCCUAGGCUGGGGACAACUUUGGGACCAGACUUCUCCUGCCUGUUUCCCAGGCCCACUCUGCCCCAGAGGCCAGGGCUUUAGCCCCCUUGGAGGAAUCUCAGCUAAGCUCAGGACAGUUGUUUCUGAGAAAGCUCAAGGGUAUGGGAGGAGCAGAAAACCCUUGAGCCGGAGUACCAUACACAGAUGGACCUGCCUACCUAGGAGUUCACAGGAAGUUGGAGUUUUGUUCUCUGUUCAGAGCUGCCUGCCCCUACCCAACGUGCUGGGAGGGGAUCUGGGGUGGUGUCAGAAGCUAGAGGCCCCAACCCUGUCCUCCAGAGCUGCCCCUUACGCUCUGCACAGUCCAGGGCUGGGAGGGAGGACUUCCCUGUAUAGUGUGUGCUGUAAAGAGUUGCGUUUUGUUUAUUUAAGGCCAUGGGGGUGGGUGAAGGGGAAUGGAAGGCGGCUGUCUGGCCUCCUCUCUUCCUCUUUGCCCAAGAUUGAGCUCUGUGCCCUUGGCCAGACCCAACCUGGCCUGGACUGGCAGUCACAGCCAGGAAGGCUCCGCUGCAUCCCCCACCCCCCAGGGCUCUCCACUAUCACACUCCCACCCCUUCCUCAUUUUCUGUCACAGUGUAAUAAAAUGUUUUGUUCUGUGGGG
Galeopterus variegatus (Sunda flying lemur) is the source of this 1952-nucleotide messenger RNA. It is a transcript of the gene SPINT1, whose product is annotated as serine peptidase inhibitor, Kunitz type 1. The transcript is spliced from 10 exons. The record is from RefSeq and is a predicted model, not a curated record. The coding region runs from base 96 to 1247 and encodes 383 amino acids. Gene Ontology annotation, molecular function: serine-type endopeptidase inhibitor activity; protein binding. NCBI's taxonomy places the organism in Eukaryota, Metazoa, Chordata, Mammalia, Dermoptera, Cynocephalidae.